UUCUGGGUCGCGGUGGGAGAAGCGCGGAGUCGGUGUGUGUGAGCUUGAGAGCCGUGCUGUAGCGCGACCCGGCGAGGGAUGGCGGCCACCGGGACCGCGGCCGCCGCAGCCGCGAGCUCUUGCAGCCAAUGCUGGAACAGGAUUUGCUGUUGCUGAGCCUCAAAUUGCAAUGUUUUGUGGGAAGUUAAAUAUGCAUGUGAACAUUCAGACUGGGAAAUGGGAACCUGAUCCAACAGGCACCAAGAGCUGCAUUAGAACAAAAGAAGAAGUUCUUCAGUACUGUCAGGAGAUGUAUCCAGAGCUACAGAUCACAAAUGUGAUGGAAGCAAACCAGCCAGUCAGUAUUGACAACUGGUGCCGGAAGGACAAAAAGCAAUGCAGGAGUCACAUUGUUACACCUUUCAAGUGUCUUGUGGGUGAAUUUGUAAGUGAUGUUCUGCUGGUUCCAGAAAAGUGCCAGUUCUUCCACAAAGAGAGGAUGGAGGUAUGCGAGAACCACCAACACUGGCACACUGUAGUCAAAGAGGCAUGUCUGACUCAGGGAAUGACUUUAUAUAGCUACGGCAUGCUGCUACCCUGUGGAGUAGACCAGUUCCAUGGCACUGAAUAUGUGUGCUGCCCUCAAACAAAGAUUAUUGAAUCUGUGUCAAAAGAGGAGGAGGAGGAGGAAGAAGAAGAAGAAGAGGAGGACGAAGAAGAAGAUUAUGAUAUUUAUAAAAGUGAAUUUCCUACCGAAGCAGAUCUGGAAGACUUCACAGAAGCAGCUGUGGAUGAGGAUGACGAAGAUGAGGAAGAAGGGGAGGAAGUGGUAGAAGACCGUGAUUACUAUUACGACACUUUUAAAGGAGAUGACUACAAUGAAGAAAACCCAACUGAACCCAGCAGCGAUGGCACUAUUUCAGACAAGGAAAUUACUCAUGAUGUCAAAGCUGUCUGCUCCCAGGAGGCGAUGACGGGGCCCUGCCGGGCCGUGAUGCCUCGUUGGUACUUCGACCUCUCCAAGGGAAAGUGCGUGCGCUUUAUAUAUGGCGGCUGCGGCGGCAACAGGAACAAUUUUGAGUCUGAGGAUUAUUGUAUGGCUGUGUGUAAAGCGAUGAUUCCCCCAACUCCUCUGCCAACCAAUGAUGUUGAUGUGUAUUUCGAGACCUCUGCAGAUGAUAAUGAGCAUGCUCGCUUCCAGAAGGCUAAGGAGCAGCUGGAAAUUCGGCACCGCAAUCGAAUGGACAGGGUAAAGAAGGAAUGGGAAGAGGCAGAGCUUCAGGCUAAGAACCUCCCCAAAGCAGAGAGGCAGACUCUUAUUCAGCACUUCCAAGCUAUGGUUAAAGCUUUAGAGAAGGAAGCAGCCAGCGAGAAGCAGCAGCUGGUAGAAACCCACCUAGCUCGAGUAGAAGCUAUGCUGAAUGAUCGCCGUCGGAUGGCGCUGGAGAAUUACCUGGCUGCCCUGCAGUCUGAUCCUCCGCGGCCUCAUCGGAUCCUCCAGGCCUUGCGGCGUUAUGUCCGCGCUGAGAACAAAGAUCGCCUGCACACUAUCCGUCAUUACCAGCACGUGUUAGCUGUUGACCCAGAAAAGGCGGCCCAGAUGAAGUCCCAGGUAAUGACACAUCUCCAUGUGAUUGAAGAAAGAAGGAACCAAAGCCUCUCUCUGCUCUACAAAGUACCUUAUGUAGCCCAAGAAAUUCAAGAGGAAAUUGAUGAGCUGCUUCAGGAACAGCGUGCAGAUAUGGACCAGUUCACUGCCACCAUCUCGGAGACACCUGUAGAUGUCCGGGUGAGCUCUGAGGAGAGUGAGGAGAUCCCGCCGUUUCACCCCUUCCACCCCUUCCCGGCCGUAACUGAGAACGAAGACACUCAGCCGGAGUUGUACCACCCAGUGAAAAAAGGAUCUGGAGUGGGAGAGCAGGAUGGGGGACUGAUCGGUGCUGAAGAAAAAGUGAUUAACAGUAAGAAUAAAGUGGAUGAAAAUAUGGUCAUUGACGAGACCCUGGAUGUUAAGGAAAUGAUCUUCAAUGCCGAGAGAGUUGGAGGCCUUGAGGAAGAGCCGGAAUCUGUGGGGCCACUACGGGAAGACUUCAGUCUGAGUAGCAGUGCCCUCAUUGGCCUGCUGGUCAUUGCAGUAGCCAUUGCCACAGUCAUCGUCAUCAGCCUGGUGAUGCUGAGGAAGAGGCAGUAUGGCACCAUCAGCCAUGGGAUUGUGGAGGUAGACCCAAUGCUCACUCCAGAAGAGCGUCACCUGAACAAGAUGCAGAACCAUGGCUAUGAAAACCCCACCUACAAAUACCUGGAGCAGAUGCAGAUUUAAGUGGCAGGGAGUGUGUGGCCCCCCUCCCCGGUUGAAUGGGGUGGUGCAGGUGGGCCGGAAAAGGCCCAGCGAUUUGGAUCAACUGCUGACCGGCAGCUGUCGCCAGAGGGCUUCAUCUUACAUCCUGACCUCCUGGACCGUUAAGACUAUAAAGUACUACUGUAGAAUUGCAAUUUCCAUUCUUUUAAAUGGGUGAAAAAUGUUAAUAUAACAAUAUAUGAUAUAUAAACCUUAAAUGAAGAAAUGAUCUAUUGCAGAUAUUUGACUGAUGUAGUUUUCUUUUUUAAAUUAAUCAGAAAUCCCACUUCUAUUGUAUUGUCUGACACAUGCUCUAUAUAAAUGGAAAAUGUUGAUUUUCAGUGAUAGACUUAAAUGCAGGUUGUUUGUUCCAAUUAUGUUGUGUAAGUCAGCUCUUUAGGCUCAUUCACUGUCCCGGCCUUUAUUUAAAAAAAGAAGAAGAAAGAAGGCAGUAUUCCCUUUUGAAAUGAGUGCUUUCAAGAAGUCACUGAGAAACUAGGUGGAAGAGGGAGCUGAAACUGACCCCUGAAGCACAUGAUGAUACCCUCUCAAAGUAAUUUUAAAGGACCAGUUCCGGAAGUCCGGUGUUUCCAUGGCUGGGUACCUUGGUGUUUCCAUACAAGUUUCUUCACCAAGGUAGUUAAAGGCAUUUCAUUCCUGUGUCCUUUAGUGAGCCUGAUGUAGACAGAGGAGGGGCUCCGCUGCUGCUUUUCUUCAGAAUCCAGUUCUUCCACAGAGAUUAGCCUGUAGUGUGUAUAUGACGUCCUUCCACUCUGUCGUUGACUUACCAUAGCUCUUUGAUCACGUCCCCUUCUAAGUGUGUCCAGAUGGGUGGUCUCUUCCUCCUGGACGUCUCCCUCCCAAGGCACUGGCCUCCCCUCUGCACCUGCACGUCCACCCUGCCCCUAUCACCAGCCUUUUUGGCAUUUACUCAGAGAAGACCGUGCUAAGGAGGUGGCUGAUGGCCCAGAAGAGAAGAUGGGAGGCUUGUUUUUCUGUGAAAGGAGAGUAUUCCAGAUUGUACAUGAAACUGGGUCUGUAAACACUGUGGAAAGCUUUGAGGAUUUUUGUUUCCUUCACAUGCGUCUUUGUAAUGCUUGUACAGUUGAUGUUAUGCUCAUAGCUUUUUCUUUUGUUUCCCUUUUUUUUUUUAAUCUGAAGGUUCUGGUAACCUGUGGUGUACUUUUUUCUCUUUUUUCUGUGACUGUUUUUUUUCCUUCUUCUUCCUGCCCUUUGACCACAUCCAUGUGUCUUCCCACUAUGCACAGAUUAAACUUCACCUACAAACUCCUUAAUAUGAUCUGUGGAGAAUGUACAGAGUUUAAACACAUCAAUAAAUACUUUAACUUCCA
Carlito syrichta (Philippine tarsier) is the source of this 3669-nucleotide messenger RNA. RefSeq names its product amyloid beta precursor like protein 2 (gene APLP2). Gene Ontology annotation, biological process: axonogenesis; central nervous system development. NCBI's taxonomy places the organism in Eukaryota, Metazoa, Chordata, Mammalia, Primates, Tarsiidae. Gene Ontology annotation, molecular function: serine-type endopeptidase inhibitor activity; transition metal ion binding; heparin binding. Gene Ontology annotation, cellular component: membrane. The transcript has 18 exons. The coding region runs from base 170 to 2299 and encodes 709 amino acids. The record is from RefSeq and is a predicted model, not a curated record.